This is a messenger RNA of Tuber aestivum (summer truffle), 2582 nucleotides long. The record is from the annotation of a GenBank genome assembly. Lineage: Eukaryota; Fungi; Ascomycota; Pezizomycetes; Pezizales; Tuberaceae.
ACCCAAAGUCCCCGGAACCAAACACGCUCCCAUUGCAAAUGUUCUCCACCUCACCCUAUCCAAAAUCAACUUAAAUGGCCACCCCACUAAACCUGGCACUCACUUCCGCCGGCACAGGCAACCCCAGCUUUCCCCCAUCACCCACCUCCUCGAAUGACCAAUUCUCGAGCGCCGUCGACCAAGAAGAAGGCUACGAACUCCGCACCUUAUCUCGCCCUCCCCUCGCAACCGACGAAGAUGAAGACGGUGACAAUGAUGACAAUGAGCGUGGGGCCUUAAUCCCCGAACAGGUAUCCACGCGGCGGGGUGGCCACGGGGCGCGGGAGGAUGUGCUGUAUGAGAGUUUCCAGGAGAGUGACGGAGAGGGAGAGGAAGAGGACUCCAUGGAAAUACGGAGACGGGAGAGGAGACGGGGCAAGAAGGAAUUUUUUUAUAGCGCAGCCCAGGAAAGGGCAGUUGUUUGCCGGUUGGAUUGGUAUCUGGUGCUUUUUCUGUCGGUGUUGUAUAUGUUGAGUUUUUUGGACAGGAGUAGUAUGUUCUCCUCUUUCCCGGCAAAGGUUGGAAUUGUGCUGAUUUUUCUUGUUUGGUUAGACAUUGGGAAUGUGGGUUGCUUUUUCUCCUCUGGGAUUGUCAUGCUGGGAAGUACGGCCGUGGGGUGAACGGGAUGUGCUAAUGGGAUUAGGCACGGAUCGCUGGCAUGACGGAGGAUUUGGGUCUCGAAGAUGAUAAUUACGAGUGGCUACUCACUGUAUUUUACAUAACCUACAUUGCUCGUUCCCCGCAUACUACCAGAAAACAUCUCAGAGCUUGGCUAAUUAGUGGUAGUUAUUCGAGUGGAUGACACUCUGCUGGAAAGUCUUCCCAGCGCAUAAGUACAUUGCUUGCUGCGUCGCCGGGUACCUCCCCCCUUCCCCCUUCCCCCGCGGCCUGAAUUUCUGAUUGUUCAUUAUCGCUGACAAGGAGCAGCUGGGGCUCCGUAGCAUGCCUGCGUAAGUUGCCACUCGGCCCAACUACCAAAUACCACAUCUGAUAUUAUAGCGAAACACAGAAGGGCUAGCAAUCAACUGGGGAACCAUGCUUGUCCUACGUGCCUUGCUAGGGAUCACAGAAGCAGCUUUUGGGCCAGGUAUGUGCCUGUAGGAGUCGUCACGGAUCUCUCUAACCUUCCAGGUGUACCAUUUUAUCUAUCAUUUUUCUACCGCCGUGAGGUAGCUUUCUCCCGUCUAUUCCGCCAAGAAGGUGCGUGUUAAUAGUAAGGCAGGAGCUAGCUCUCCGUACUGGCCUAUUCAUCUCUGCGGCGCCAUUGGCAACAGCGUACUCGGGGUUCUUAGCAUACGGGAUCACAUCCAUACCCUCUCCUAUCGCCCCCCUGGAGACUACUCUUCAUACUCGAGGGUUUCCCGUCGAUGAUUAUGGCUGUAAUCUCGUAUUAUCACAUUCCAGACUCCCCGGCUGAUGCUGGGUUCUUGACGCUUGAGCAAAAGAAGAUUGCCAGGCGGCGAUUGCUGGUUGUUAGAGAUGGGGAUGACGAGGAGGAGGUUAUCAUGGGUGAGGAGGAAGGCCGUGGUGUGAGAUGGGGCCAGGUGUGGAAUGCAAUAAGGGAUGUGGGGAACUGGGUUACUGCGGUGGGUGUCGUUGGGACUUUCGGGUUGACGGAAGCUAAUAUAACGAGUGAUAGUUUAUGUUUUUCUUCUGUAACGUCUCCUUCUCAUCACUGCCUGUGUUUCUGCCAACUAUACUCAGAGAGUAACCCCCCCGCGCCCCCCCCCCCGUGUGCUCUAACCCCAGGGUAACGAAUGAAUCUAGUAUGGGUUACACCUCCAUCCACGCCCAAGCCCUCUCCGCGCCCCCCUACCUCUUCGCCUUCUUUCUUGUCCUCCUUUCAACCUACCUUUCGGACCGCCUCGGCAGUCGCUCCUACCCAAUCCUGAUCCUCAGUCUAAUAGCCUCCCUCGGGUACUUUACCCUGGCCGCGACCUCCCACAUCCAAUCCUCGCUAGCCUCAGCAAUCACAAAUCUCGACUCCGAAGCGCCCGCGAACUCGUUCGGAGACUGGAUAUCCUCCGGCGCCGCAUCCACCUGGUUGCAGGAGAAUGCGGCGGGCGCUCUAGCGGUAAAAUACGUCUCCAUCUUCCUCGCUGCCGGUGGCAUAUUCUCCGCCAUCGCCCUGGUGAUGGUAUGGAACGUGAAUAAUAGCGAGAGCGAGAGCGGCCGCGGCACGGGAAUGGCGAUAUUACAGGCUGUGGGUCAGUGUGGGCCGUUGCUGGGGACUAGGUUGUACCCGGAGGAUGAGGGGCCGUACUACGUUCGUGGAAUGGCGGUGUGUGGUACUGCGAUGGCGGUGGUUGUGCUACUCGUCGGGGUGCAGAGGUGGAGACUUAACAGGGCAAAUAGGGAGAGGGAUAGGAAGGAGGCUAUGGAGGGGAGGGUGGGCAGAGGGUGGAGAUUUAUGCUUUAGCAACCUUUCACAGAUCUGCUAGUUUCGUUUUUGCGGGAGCGGUGUGUAUAAGCUAGUUUUGGUCUUUCUUUUAUGACAUCUUCCUUUUUUGUCUGCGCUACAUAAAAUACUAGAGGUUAAACGC